AUGAUGGCGACGCCUUUUACUGCCGUGCCGUCCGCCUCAUUAGUCGUCCGACGCGAAAAGCGUAGGCGCCAGAAAGCACCUGCUCUUACUGGCACCCGGCGACAACCUCGACGAGGCUUUAAAUUUAGCGAUAAGAAAGACGGGGGAUUUAAUGAGGCGCCGGUUGAGGCUACGCCUGUGGGAAAGAGAAAGCCUGGAACACCAGCAAAAGACAACACGUUUGUGUUUCGCGUCCGAAAGGACGAUGAGAAGGAGGUCGAGAAGCAGCACGCAGUGGACGCGGCUGCGGUAUCAGCAGCACUGCGAGCCAAGCAAGAGAAGGCAGUCAGAGCUGAGAUGCGACGACUGGUGCGGCAAAAGAAGCGCGAGGAGGCCACGCGAGAAGCGCUCAACGAGGAGGAGAUGAAGACUAAGAAGUUGUCGGCCGACCAGGUGUCACUCUAUCACAUGGUGCAGCGACAAGUAAAGCGGGAACUUCGAAAGGUGAGGAAAGAGUUUCUCACCUCCGCCGCGCGUCGAGACAUUAUGCAGAUUAGCGAGACGAGUUUGCAGGCAAUGAAACAGGAGCUGAUUGUUUUUAUGGCAGAGCACCCGCCAGGGAACGUGACGAUCAAGGUCCCGAAUCCAGAAAAUGCUCGGAUGCGUUCAGCGAUUGAGACAUACAACCAGCAGCUCAAAAACUUGGAUGAAGAAGAGAAGCAGUGGCUGAAAUUGAAGAAUACAGCUGAGAUGGAUACGCAAUUUGCAUGUAGUGACGCAACAGUCGAAGCUAGCAGCACAGGUUUGGAGCCAGAUAAUGGCGUCAUUCAGGAAAAGGCCGAUAUCCAUGGAAUUUUGCAGCAGGAGAAGCUGUCGUGUAGACUGGAAGUCACGCAAGGUGUCGAUGCACUUCAGCGCUCGGCACUUCAGCAACUCCGUUCGACUACAGAACAGCUGACGCUGUUGGACGCAUCCAUGCUUACAGUGAACAGGUUGAUGGUGAAAGCUGAAAUGAAGAAAGCGCGGGUUUUUGGUGCAUAUCAUGACAGCGCCUUUAAGGGGUAUGGCAACGUAGCGCGCCCAAAGGAAAGUAUUCGCGCGUUGCUUGCGUUGCCGACUCGGGGCGGCGUGCCGUAA
This is a messenger RNA of Peronospora matthiolae, 1116 nucleotides long. NCBI's taxonomy places the organism in Eukaryota, Oomycota, Peronosporomycetes, Peronosporales, Peronosporaceae. The record is from the annotation of a GenBank genome assembly.